This is a messenger RNA of Callorhinchus milii (elephant shark), 1113 nucleotides long. Its product is annotated as testis-specific serine/threonine-protein kinase 5-like. Gene Ontology annotation, molecular function: ATP binding; tau-protein kinase activity; protein serine/threonine kinase activity. The record is from RefSeq and is a predicted model, not a curated record. NCBI's taxonomy places the organism in Eukaryota, Metazoa, Chordata, Chondrichthyes, Chimaeriformes, Callorhinchidae. Gene Ontology annotation, biological process: intracellular signal transduction; microtubule cytoskeleton organization; protein phosphorylation. Gene Ontology annotation, cellular component: cytoplasm.
AUGACGGACACGAGAGCUAGGCCCUCGGAGACAGACAGGAUCACCGUGGACGAGGUGAAGGAGUGCGAGGUGCACGGAUACCUGCUGACCUCCAAGAGGAUCGGGACGGGAGGCUUUUCCAGCGUUUACCUGGGCCUCCCGACCCAGGAAGUAAUGAAGCGUAACUUCCGCCUGGCUUCUGGCCUCCAGACCAAGAGGAACAAGAUGGUCGCUAUCAAAAUUGUGAAUAUCUCUCAGAAUCCCUACCAACAGUCCCGCAGGUUCCUGAGCAGAGAGAUCAAUGCCUUACAUGCUACCUACAAGCACCCCAACGUGAUCCAGCUGUAUGAGACCUUUCGCUCCCCGAGCCAGCUGUUCCUGGUGUUGGAGCUGGCAUGUAAAGGAGACUUGUUGGACCACAUUAACAGGAUCGCCACCAACAAGCGGGACCUGGGGCUGAGGGAGGAGGAGGCUCAGCACCUCUUCCACCAGCUGGUCAGCGGCGUGGCACACUGUCACACCAAUCACAUCGUCCACAGAGACCUGAAGUGUGAAAAUAUUUUACUGGAUGAACAAGGAGCCAUAAAGCUGACAGAUUUCGGCUUGGCCGGCAGGUGUACCAAGAGAGGUCUGAUGAGCACUUUCUGUGGCUCAGUCCCCUACACCGCACCAGAGAUUCUCCUUGAGCAGAGCUACAAAGGGGAGCGUGCAGACAUCUGGAGCAUGGGAGUGAUCCUCUAUGCCAUGGUAACCGGGAAGCUCCCCUUCAAUGAAUGUCAACCAGAAAUGCUGCAGCUCAUAAAGCGAGGCAUCAAGUUCCACCAGCAAUUGUCACCAGAAUGUCAGGAUCUGAUCAGCCAGCUCCUUCAGUGGUGCCCGUCGGCACGGCCAGAACUGACGCAGAUCCUUGCCCACCCCUGGAUGCUCCCCGCCAUCUCUUUCAUCUUCCAGAGAGUCAGAGACAUCCUCACAGAUUCCACGGACAGGAGUCAACACCGAGGGAAUAGCAGCAAAGGCCGUGGGAGAACAUUGUCAGAUAACAUCAUCUCCCUAGGAUCAGGAGACAGACAAGUGCUGAGGAGAAUCCAACUUGGUCAACAAAACCUGGAGUGUAGAUGCAUCAGUGACCCCUGA